Molecule: messenger RNA, 628 nt
Organism: Galleria mellonella (greater wax moth)
Lineage: Eukaryota; Metazoa; Arthropoda; Insecta; Lepidoptera; Pyralidae
Exons: 2
Coding region: 49-414 (121 amino acids)
Source: RefSeq, a predicted model, not a curated record
UACUCACAAUGAUUCUAUGAUGACGAAAUUAGGGAAGAUAUCUAGAUAAUGAAUCGAGAAUUUGUAUACAAUCAUCAAGGAACACAACCUAGUACAUGGUCCAGAAUUACACGUAUCCUAAACAGGUGGAUAUGGGGGAUGUUGUGUUGUGGUAUACCCGGUGUGCCGUGCUAUUUCUGUACUUGCUGCCAGAGAAUGGACGACGUUGCGUUGCAGCGUGAUCGGUCGAGAAUUAACCAGUCGACAGCGACAGCAGAUCGUAUGUCGCGACCUCAUCGACCGCACGCGCCGCGAAGUCGCAAGUCCACGCCUGAGAUGCUGUCCGCGGUCAGGUGCGCCCUCUCACAGCUGCAAGGGGAGCCAGCGCCGCCUGUCACCAGGGCUGAUGAUCUACAGACCCCGGAGCCUGGUUGAGUGACCGGCCCAUUCUGGUGAAGCAUAAUGUAUUGGCGUAACUGACGACUGUAUAAUUUUUUAUAAAAAAAAUACAAAUAUGCCCGCGACCACAUUCCCAAAUGGGGUAUUUAGAAGCAUUUGUCGGCUGCAGCAGUUUUUAUAAUUGUAUAGACUUCUAUUAUUGAACAUUUUUAUAACAGAAAUAUAUUUUUAUUACGAAACAGAACGAUUU